Molecule: messenger RNA, 1528 nt
Organism: Tarenaya hassleriana
Lineage: Eukaryota; Viridiplantae; Streptophyta; Magnoliopsida; Brassicales; Cleomaceae
Product: transcription factor bHLH96-like
Exons: 3
Coding region: 312-1280 (322 amino acids)
Biological process (GO): regulation of transcription by RNA polymerase II
Molecular function (GO): RNA polymerase II cis-regulatory region sequence-specific DNA binding; protein dimerization activity; DNA-binding transcription factor activity, RNA polymerase II-specific
Source: RefSeq, a predicted model, not a curated record
CAACAGACCAAAAACAAAAGGCUUUGUUUUGAUCUUCUUGUUUUGCGUCCUCUCUCUCUCUCUCUCUCUCUCUCUCUCUCUCUCUCUCCUUCUUCCAUUAUCGGCAGCCUCUUGAAAAAACUUAACUAAAAAAACUCACGUAAAUAUAGUUACGGCCUUAAUUUCCCAAGAGGGUCUUCACCUUUUUGCCUUGUCUCCCCCUCGGGACAAAAAGAGAGGGACAACCACACUUUAUGUCUUAACUCUCCCUCCCUCUCUCUCUCUCUCCCUUUUUCGUUUUUUUUUUUUUGGAAGAUCGAUUUCAGGCUAAGAUGGCGUUGGAAGCUGUUGUUUACCCACAAGAUCCGUUCGGGUACGUGUCUUGCAAAGAUUUCCUAUUCCACGACUUGUAUUUCCAAGAAGAUCGAGACGGAGACACCAAGAGCAACAUAAAGCUAGGGCAAGAACAAGAACAGGGCUUUGCCUGUAACCACUACACUAAUCACACUGCUGAAAACGAUAAUGAAGACAGCAAUCUCCGAGCAACUGAGGAUCGUCAUCAUCCAUGGCAAGAUCAUGUUCAGUGCCCUCUGAUUCCUUCCUUGGAAGGGUUCGGCCCGCUGUCGAUGGACAACCAGCCUCCGCCGGAUAUUGCUGUCGUGGCGGCGGGUGGUCGCCGGAAAAGGAGGAGGACGAGGAGCAGCAAGAACAAGGAAGAGAUCGAGAAUCAGAGGAUGACUCACAUCGCCGUCGAGAGAAAUCGCCGGAAACAGAUGAAUGAGUACCUCGCCGUCCUUCGUUCUCUCAUGCCUCCGACUUAUGCUCAAAGGGGAGAUCAAGCAUCGAUUAUAGGAGGAGCCAUAAACUACGUGAAAGAGCUCGAGCAUCUCUUGCAAUCAAUGGAGCCUAAGAAGAAGACCCAAAACAGCGGCGACGACGACGACGACACGUCCUCUUUCUCCGACUUCUUCACUUUCCCUCAGUACACUCUCCGUCCGUCGGAGAGUUCGGCGGCGGCGGCGGAAGGGACGGCGGAGAUAGAGGUGACGAUGGCGGAGAGCAACGCCAACCUUAAGAUCCUCACCAAGAAACGACCGAGACAGCUCCUUAAGCUUGUCUCCGCCAUUCAGAGCCUUAGGCUUACUCUUCUUCACCUCAAUGUCACCACUCUCGAUCACUCCGUUCUCUAUUCCAUCAGCGUCAAGGUUGAAGAAGGGAGCCAACUGAACACGGUAGAUGACAUUGCAGCAGCUGUGAAUCAGAUCCUAAAGAGGGUCGAAGAAGAAUCCGCGUUUAGCUAAUUAAGUGUUUAAAUAAUUAACUAAAUUACAUCAUGUUAAACCUAAAUCUUUACUUUAAAAUUUUAAAUAAAAAUAAAUUUACCCUUUUAUCAAAUGGCUCCCCUUUUCUUGUAAGUUGCCUCUCGCGUCUUCUGUAUCAAAUCAAAUCAAUUAUUUCCAUCAUUUUUUUCUUCUUCUUUUCAAUGUAUUUACCUUUUAGACCCAUCCACUUUAAGGGGUUUGGAAAAUUGAAAUUAUAUUUGUUUUAA